AUGAAGAGAAUGCUGGAGAAGAAAAAAUCCACAUAUGUCCCAGGGAAGUCUGACUCCGUUGUCCAAAGCUCUUCAUCACCAUCAUCAUCAUCGUCAUCUCCACUAGUGACAGCGGACCCUGACCCCCCCUCGCCGCCCCGCAACCACAUCACCGUUGCUAAGAUACAGCAGUGGGCGCGGCAGGGAUCCACGGCCCCGCCCACUUCCUUAUCCUUGGGCUCCGCCCCUCGACCCUCAGACCGGGAUGGCUCAUCGGGAAACUCCCAGGAUGCACCUGGCCUGGCCUGGAGCCAAAGACUAGCACAGGACAAGGCGGACCAGCGUGCUGACAGGAUGUGUGCUGGUCUGGACUGGGAUCUGACCAGCGCCCCCUGUCUUCCUGCUGGUGCUCCGACAGCCCAGCAGGAAGCCUCGCAGCCAGCAGGGGGCUCCACCGACCCUCCCGCCUCCUCCGCCGGCGCCAAGCUGUCGGGCCAGCGGGCGUACCUGCAGAGCCUGGAGCGCAGCAGCCGGGCCUGGGUGCUGUCGUCAGGAAAGUCGCAGGCGUCGGACGAGGCCUGCGGGCCGCUGGAGGAGAGCAGCAGCAACAUCUGGUACAACCCCAUCCCCGAGGAGGAGGACGCAGGAGGCCCGAGGAGGGAGGAGGACGAGGUCUGGAGGAGGAGGGACGACAGGGAGGAGAGGUGGGCGGGGCCGGGAGAGACGAGGGCGGAGCUGAGAGCGGACCUGGCCGGGCAGGUGGAGCGUCGUAGCAGCGACUGUCCAGCAGAGGGCGCCAAUCCAAAUGUCAGCCACCAUGUUGAUGACAUCACAGCAGACAACACAGACUCUCCUCCCUCAGACUCUAGCCCUGCCUCCCAGAAGAAAGGGGGUGUGUCCAGCAGCAUGAUUGACAGGCUAAAGUCGCCAGGAACAGUGAGGAAGCUCUCUCUAAAGAUGAAGAAACUCCCUGAACUCCGACGCAAACUCAGCCUCCGCUCCUCCUCUCGUGCCAAUCGUCAUGGAAACGACGCCAGAGGAGGAGGAGGGGGCGGAGACGAAGGGGCGUCCGCCAGUAAGGACGCAACAUUAUCGUCGGUGUCCAAUCAGAACGUGAUCAGCAGAUAUCAUCUAGACAGCUCCGCCCCACCAGCUAGGCCGCUCCGCCGGUCCUCUAGAGGGCGAUCUGCCAGCAAAGGAGGUUACCUUAGCGACGGGGACUCUCCUGAGCUGUUGCCACGGCAACAAGCCCCUCUCCCUGCAGCAUCUCAGGAAACAGUGUGUGACGUCAGCUCCUUCCAGCUGUACGUCGGCUCCGACCUGCCGCGAUGCGCCCAGCGGGUGACCGGCCUGCUGACCGUCCAUCUGCUGGGCCUGGAGGAGAUGAAGACCAGCAGGUCAGACAGCAGUAAGGAAGUCUUUCUGGCCAUCCAGAUUGACGGGGUGACACGAGCGAGGACCGCCCUCCUCACCCUGCGAGGCUCCGCCCUCUCCUUAAACCACGCCUUCCACCUGGAGCUGGAGAGAGCCAGGCAGCUCCGCCUCAUAGUACUCACCCCAGGUAGUACUCCUGCAGCCAAUCAACAGGGAGUGGGAGGGGCCAAAUCAGGGACCAAUCAGAGUCAGACUUCCCUGUCAAGCGGUCCAACCAGGAACAGAGUCUGUUGUCUGGGUGGAGUCUCCAUCCCCCCGCUCUUUAAAGGAUGUCGCAGUCAGCAGCUGUGUGUCAAGCUGGAGCCUCGAGGUCUUCUGUAUGUCAAACUGUCGCUGCGGGAACAGUGGAACACGCAGCCCAGCAGUGAUACGUCGGUGCCCCCUAGUGUGUUUGGGGUUGAACUGCACCAUCUAGUGGAGAAAGAGGGAUCUGCAUCUCCAAUCCCUCUGCUGAUCCAGAAGACUGUGGUGGAGAUAGAGAGGAGAGGACUGAAGGUGGUGGGUCUGUACAGGCUGUGCGGUUCUGCUGCAGUGAAGAAGGAACUCAGAGACUGGUUUGAGAGGAACAGUUUGGCUGUCAGUCUGAGCGAGGACCUCUACCCUGACAUCAACGUCAUCACAGGCAUACUGAAGGACUACCUGCGGGAGCUGCCGUCUCCUCUCAUCACCAGGACUCUGUACCAGGUCGUCCUGGAGGCCAUGACCCUGCGCCCCCCUCCUGCCCCCCCGGCGACCCCCGAUCCCCAGCUGGCCCAGAGCACCGUGUCGCUGCUGGCCUGUCUGCCUGCACCGGAGCGGGCCACUCUGUCUCUGCUGCUCGACCACCUCAGCCUGGUGGCGUCCUUCAGCUCCGCCAACAGGAUGACCCACCAGAACCUCGCCGUCUGCUUCGGCCCCGUGCUGCUCACGCCCACGCAGGAGGCCUGGAGAGGAGGAGGAGGGGGAGGAGGCGGCGGGCGGGGAGGACGAGGAGGGAAAGAAGGGAAAGGUUCCUCCCACACCGAGGAGAUCGCAAGCGCGGUGGAUUUCAAACGGCACAUCGAGGUGCUGCACUACCUGCUGCAGCUGUGGCCAGUGCCCGCGGGUCGAGGCCCGCAGGACGACCAGGACGACACCUCUCCCUCGCCACCCACGUCCCCCGUCGUUACCCAUAACCCCCUGGGCCAGCAGCAGCGCCGUCCCGCCCUGCGGUUGGCUCUACCCCAGGGCCCGGAGGAGGAGGUGGUGGUUUCGCGACGUGGGCGUGGCCUGGCUCGAUUAGAGAGCCCUCCGCCCAUCAACCGCUACGCUGGGGACUGGAGCAUCUGUGGGCGGGACUUCCUGUCUGGGCAGGAAGCAGAUUAUGACGAGGUGGCAGGAAGUGAGAGCGAAGGAGGGAGCGGGGAGGAGGAGGAGGAGAAGAAGGAGGCGUGGUCGUCCGCAGCAGGAGGCGGGCUCUACGUGGAGGAGUUUGUGGAUUUUGACGCUCCGUUCAGCUGCAGACUCAGCCUGAAGGACUUCGACACGCUGAUCCACGACCUGGACCGAGAGCUCGCCAAGCAGAUCAACAUCUGCCUGUAGGGGGCGAGGGGGAGGGGGAGGAGUGGGGGGAGGGGCAGGUGGGGGGGGUAGGAGCGAAGACGCAGAGUGAUGAUGUCACUGCUCUAGAGACUCAGGUUGGUUCAGAUGCUGCGAGGUAAAGUGACAGCUGUGGUGUUUUCCAUCCUCCAGGUUUGACCUGUCAGCGCCUCCCUGUGGAGAGAACAGGCUGAACCCCCAAAGUACACCUGAGCGGGCACCAUCCCUUUCUCUCUAGCGCCGCCUGCUGUGAGCCUCCAACAUUGCAGCUCCAUGGGGUCGGAGACCGAGUCUCACCCGUCUUCGAACUGCCUCGGGCAGUUCUAGGAGACAAAGUCGUUCCACCUAAUUGGAAGCAAGGAGCGUUGUGAGGAGUCCUUCAAAAUGCUGUCCAGCUCAGAAUGCUGUUUUUGUCUGCUGGUACAGAUCCACUUCAUUUAUUUUGUUGAAGAAUGGCUCCGGUGCAGUGCUCGUUCUCUCCACAGGGAGGUGCCGACAGGUCAGACCUGGAGGCUGUGUUACGCUGUACCACGGCUGUCACUUUAAUGCACAAACAUGGGAAGAGUGAAGGUGCUGCUUUUUAGCGAUUCUGAUGUUUAUGAUGUUAAAAUCACAGCAUCUGUGCCAGCCUAAAUGUAGCAAACCUGUCACCAUGGCGACGUGGUACAGAGAGAACCCACCCAGGUCUUCACCCAGGACAGGUGGACGAGCCACCCUGUCCGCUCGCCCCGUCCCACCACGGCGGCCUGGCUGAGCAACAGGAGAGGGCGAUGUCGUGUCCAGGAACAGGACGGCACUCUGAAGAGAAGCCGCUGCAGACGUGAAAGUGAAACUUGAUUUUGGA
This is a messenger RNA of Myripristis murdjan (pinecone soldierfish), 3814 nucleotides long. It is a transcript of the gene syde1, whose product is annotated as synapse defective Rho GTPase homolog 1. Gene Ontology annotation, cellular component: synaptic membrane. Gene Ontology annotation, biological process: regulation of Ras protein signal transduction; signal transduction; cell migration. The record is from RefSeq and is a predicted model, not a curated record. Lineage: Eukaryota; Metazoa; Chordata; Actinopteri; Holocentriformes; Holocentridae. Gene Ontology annotation, molecular function: GTPase activator activity. The coding region runs from base 1 to 2973 and encodes 990 amino acids. The transcript has 14 exons.